This is a messenger RNA of Pieris brassicae (large cabbage white), 4246 nucleotides long. RefSeq lists its product as uncharacterized. The transcript has 15 exons. Bases 188 to 3826 code for a protein of 1212 amino acids. The record is from RefSeq and is a predicted model, not a curated record. NCBI's taxonomy places the organism in Eukaryota, Metazoa, Arthropoda, Insecta, Lepidoptera, Pieridae.
GAUGACAAGUAAUAAAAUAUUAAGUAAAUCAUGGAAUUAGAUUCAACACUGACGGCAAAUCGAUAAUAAUAUUAUGACUGUAAUUAUAGUAAAUAUAAAUUACUACACCAAGCAAUUCAAAGCGGCUUCGGCAAUUACUAAUAGGAUGUAAACAAAUUGUAGGAGUUCUAGUAGAUAACUCGUCACCAUGGGAUCAAAAGACAAGAUCUGGACAAUAUCUGAGCUGACCAAAUUUGCUCAGAAGUUUCAAAAAGUAUAUGCUUUAUGCAACAUUUCUUGGUUUCACAGAGGCAGGCCUCCUCUAGAAAACAGGCACAAUAUGGCGCUGAAAGAGCUGGCUUGCUUGCUGGGUGAGCCCACUGAUGCGCGUUACAUGGAGCAGCGCGUCUACGACUUCAUCGGCAAUAUGCUGCACCUGAUGCGCGACGUGGCGCGCGAGGAGACGCCUUGGGAGUCGCUGCCGCCCGUCUUAAAACGUCUCGGCACACGCCUCAAUUUCAUCGAUGUGGCGUCGGUGAUGGAGACGGGCGAGUGUCGGGCCGACGGCGCCGUCAACCCUGCCAAGAUGAAGAGCUUCGCGACGAGGCUCGUGAAGGCGGUCCAGAAAGCCGUAGCCGAGCGUGCGAAAUCGCAGAUACAUCGGGUGCUGCCGCCGCGUGAGUGGGACACGGCCCGCUUCUUAAAGAGUAUCGCCGCCGUCGAGGUCUUCGCCCGCGAGACGUCGGCAGACGUGGGCGCCCUGCUGCAGGUCUGGCUACGCAUGUACGAGGAGACGCGUCGCGAGCUGUGCCGAGGGGGCCGCGAGCCGUCGCUGUCUCUGCCCGAGUGGCGACUGGCCGACCUGCUGCUGCUGCACGAGCCCGCGCUGCCGCUCCUCGUACGUGACGGCGAGCGGGUGUGUCCGGAGCGAUCGCUGCGCUUCCUCGUGCGACUCGUGGGAGCCGGCACGACGAGGCUGGCGCGGCGCGAAGACGACGACCCGGUCUUCGGCACUCCUCUUCCGCCGCCGAAUCUCCCCGAGGACGCGCUCGAGUACGGCGACUGGGUCCGCUCCGUGUGGACGGCCGUCCAUAUAGCCUACUGCAAAAAGGAGCGCCCGGUGUCGAGCGUGCUGCUGCAGCGGCGUUGGCACGAGCUGCGGCUGCUGGCUCGCGAGGACCGCGCGGUGUCGUCGCCGCUGGCGCCGCUGCUGAGGCGGUUUCCCGGCACGGAGAGUGUGGCUCCCCCCUCUUGGCCUAGUCUAGUGGAGCGGGGACUGGUCGUCGACCUCACGGCGUUGGGAUGCCAGAACCCCGACCUGCUGUGUCUGCUCGACGAUAUCGAACACACCUUCGAGUCUGAGUCGUCGGAGAUCGCUUCGGAGGCGAUCCCGCAGAGAGACAUCGUGCGUCAGCUCCAGGCCAUGGACCCCAGUCGGGCCGAGGUGUCCAUCGUCUUCGACCCUCACUCCGACUCCGAGCCCGAAGACAGCCCCGCCCCUCCAGCGGUCCCCGCCGACAAGGAUGACUCACUGAGCUUUAUCAUCAGGCAAGCCCUCAACUGUCGUUCCGUCGUGCGACUGCAGACACCGCGGCUGCGGGAGCUCACCGAUGACAUCCUCAAAAAGAACUCCGUGCUCGCCGACGAGCAGACCGACUCGGACGAGGAAAGCCCUCUGGUCAUCGACGAGGCCAAACCCGAAGUAGAGAGCGUGACGAGGAAGCGAACGCUGAGCGACGGCGCGCGGGCCGCCUCCGAGGCUCCCGCCGACGACUUCGAGGCGAAGGAGGAGCCCGGUGCGUCUAAGAGAGUGAAACGAGAGAAGAACGAGGAGGAGUCGCCCGGACUCAGUGAAAAGUUCGCGAUGGAGGUGCGCGUGGUGCUCGAGAGGGUGGUCGAGACUGCCGAUCGGACCCUUCGGGGCCUCUCGCCGGCCGAGCUGUCGCGGCGCCACGGGGUCGAGGGACAGGGGGCAGAGUGGUGGGCCCGAAAUCUUCCUCUGGCCGAGAAGUGCCGCCCUCUGCGGGUGACGCUGACCCGUCUUCGUCGCCGACCGGCGCCCCGCGUCGCGCUGCCCGACAUCGACGAGAUCCGAGAGAUCAACAGGAGCAUGCUCGUCGCCGAGGUCGCCCCCACCCUCGUCCGUUCCCCGGACGCCGUCUCCGCCGAGACCCUGGACGUCGACGACGAGCGGCCGGAGAGCAGAAGGUUCCAGUACCUCUACGAGGACAUGCUGAGGAUGAUGGCUCGCAACGCCAAGACAUAUUUGCCGGCGACGCGAACCACUGCGCCGACGGACGCGAUAGCGGCGUUCGACCCCGGCCUGAAGGCCGUCGACGAGACGUCGCAGCUGAGCGACCUCGAGAAGUGGGAGAGGGAGAAGCGCGUCGGCCUGCAGUACUUCAGCCUGCCUCACCUGCUCGACCCCGAGCCCCGGCGGAGGGCCGAACUUCGGCGGCGGUCGGCCCCCGACCCGACGCCGCCGCGGUCGGCGGCCCGCGUCGUCUCGGAGUCCGAUUCCGAUUCCCGAGAGGAGACGCCGAGUCCGCGGGCCGACGAGAGACCGGCCGGCAUUUUGGACGACGAGCUGAGGGACCUCAGGCGGACGGAGAAGGCCGACACUACGGCGGCCGGCGUCCGGCCGAGGGGCUCCUGCGCCACCGGCUCCUUCGCUUCCGGCCUCGUCGCUCCCGGCCCGGUCCGGUCAGAAGGCGGACUCGACGUCCACAGACCGGUGCAACCGAACGCGGGAAGCCGCAGUGAGCGUGAUCCCGUGAUCACGUGCGGAAGUCACUCGAUAAGACUCAUAGAAGACACGCGGCACGCGGCCGCCGAGAGGAAGAGGCAGAUGAAACAGUCGGAACGAGAGAAGCGCAUCAAGGUCAAGUUUACCAGCAUCCUGAACGAAAUGGCCGAGGAGAGGAGGCGAGACGGAGGCGCCGACACGCCGUCCUUCGCAGAAAGAUUCGCGGGUGCCUCGUGCUACUUCAAACUGCCGGUGGAGCGCAGCUUGACGGCGGCCGAGUACGCGGCGGCCGGCGGCGGAGGGACGGCGCUGAUGCGGGCGGACCUCGAGAGGCCCCUCUGGCUGGUGUCUCGAGAGUUCGUGAUGCUGACCAGGACGCCGCUGACCUUCGGCCGGCCCUCGUACUGGGGCACGCCGCCGGCGACGUCGCGCGUGACGCUCACGCGCGUUCUCUUUCCGGACGAGGACGACCGCCGAGACUCCGUCGUCGUGGACCUCACGGACGACACGGAGCCGGCCGACGGGGAGCUCCCGUACAAGACUCUCGUCGACGACCCGCCCCGGCGCGUCAUCGUGUACAACAUGGUGCAGGACGUCGUCACCUUCCGGCGGUUGAGCUCGAGUAGAAGAUCGCUAUUCCUGUUCUCGCUGCAGACCGGCGUCCUCGGCCAUCUCCUGGUGAGCGAGGACGACGCGCCCGCUCCCGAGGCGACGGCCGGCCCCGCCCUUCCUGUCGUGUCUUCCGUGUACGGCGUGUCACCGGUCGGGGCGCUUCCGGGGCCGGCGGCCGUCGGUCCGUCCUCGUGUCCGACGGCGACGACCGGGCUGCGCGAGGUGUCCGUGAGCGUCCCGGCUUACGAGCGAGGCCCCGGCUCGGGCGCCGGCGCGCCGCCCGUCGUGCUGCAGCGGGCGGGUCUGGGGCCGAAAUUGGCGAACGUCCCCGCGCCGCCGGGCCGCGUCCCGGACUCUCUCCGCGACGAGGUGCCGGCCGACGGGGCGUCGCGGCCGCCUCGGAGACCCCGGAGCGUCGGGCCCUCGGUCCCUGCCCGGAAGUCGCGAAGUGCGGCGCCCGAAGCGCCUCCGCCCCGAACCGACGUGUGACGACGGACGCGUUCUUUCUGAGCGAAGAGGAGAUCCGACGCGAAUUUGCUCACGUUUACAAUUGCUGACGUGACUUUCUGAUGAGUCGUGACGAAAGACACGAACGUCUUCAGUGAGACGACAUUGACGUUCUGUUAUUGUGCGACCCUCCGUUUGCGAAAUUCUUAGAUCCCGUAUACUUUUAACAAUGUCAACGUUUGUAGAAUAAAAAAAUACCGCCCUUGGCGUUUAAUUCAUCAGGGUUACUGAAUUGUGAGGGCGGAAUAAGGUUCUGGAGAACGUGAUGUGACGAAUUUAUUAAAAAUCGAUUCUCAUUCAUCGAAGAUUUCAGUGUAUCUACACAAUUGCACAAACUAUGUUUUAUAAUAUUUGAUUAAUUAAUAAGCUAUGUACAUUUGUAUGACAAAAACAAUAAAACAU